Molecule: messenger RNA, 3082 nt
Organism: Oxyura jamaicensis (ruddy duck)
Lineage: Eukaryota; Metazoa; Chordata; Aves; Anseriformes; Anatidae
Gene: DPH7
Product: diphthamide biosynthesis 7
Exons: 9
Coding region: 85-1632 (515 amino acids)
Molecular function (GO): protein binding
Source: RefSeq, a predicted model, not a curated record
CGGAUCCUCCCCGUCCCGCUCCGCCCCGCCGCGGAGGAGCGCGGCUGCCGGGGCCGGCGGGGCGCAGCAUGCGGGCGGCCUGAGAUGGCGGCGCCGUGCCGGACGCGGACGCUGCAGGUGGUGGACACGGAGUUCAGCGCCGACGCCGUGGAGUGGUGCCCGGUGGAGGGCUGGCACAGCAUCCUGGCCUGCGGCACCUACCACCUCCGCCCGCCCGCCGCGAGCGACUCCAAAGGAAGCAAUGAGGCCUGCGACCGGACAGGGCGCCUCUACCUGUACCACUACAACGAGGAGCAGCCUUACAUCCCGCUGACCGAAAUCCAAAGGAUAGACACCGCUGCCAUCCUAGACAUCAAGUGGUGCCAUGUUCCAGUUGCAGAACAUCCCAUGGUUGGCAUUGCAAACUCAACAGGGGCCGUGGAGUUCUGCCACCUGACUGGAAGUGAGAAGAACAGCUGCAUGUUGGAGCCAUGCUUCAGGGUCGAUCUUGGUGCACAGCGUCUGGCCUUGUCUUUAGACUGGUCCACGGGACGAGAGCAAUGUGGGUGUCCUCUGCGAGUGAUCAGCAGUGAUUCAGAGGGGAAGCUGAAUCUGUUCUCCAUAGAUGAAUCUGCUCCUUCUGUGAAUGUCCUGAACCAGUGGGAAGCUCACAAAUUUGAGGCCUGGAUUGCUGCUUUCAAUUACUGGAACACUGAUAUUGUGUAUUCAGGAGGAGAUGACAACCUGCUAAAAGGCUGGGACACCAGGUGCAGUCCAGAGACUCCUGUCUUCACCAGCAGGAGACAUUCAAUGGGUGUGUGCAGCAUUCAGUGCAGUCCCCACCGGGAGAAUCUUCUGGCUACUGGCAGCUACGAUGAGCACGUGCUGUUGUGGGACACCAGGAACAUGAAGCAGACGCUGGCAGACACCCAUGUUGAAGGGGGAGUUUGGAGGCUGAAGUGGCACCCAACUUGUGAUUUUGUGCUGUUAGCAGCCUGCAUGCAGAGCGGAUUCAAAAUCCUGGACUGCCGUGGAAGCAUGGCGGAGAACAUGGAGGAAUGUAUCAUCCUGUCAUCCUACGUCUUGCACAAUUCCUUGGCCUAUGGGGCUGACUGGUCAAGACUCUGCCCGAGGGAUUCCUUGUCUGCAGCCCAGGACUCUGCUGCUACAUGCCAGUCUUCGGGGGAGUUUGUGGCAAGACCAGAGGAAGGAGACGAGAGACUGAAUUUGCAGGUUCGAAACCUGAAGAUAAUUUACGAGUCCCCUACAGCUACUUUUGAUGUAAUAUUGGAUGAGGAGAGCGAGGGCCCUGUCUUGCCGCUCAAAGAUGAGGUGUGUCCUAAGCUGUCUGGGGAUCCUGACCUGGGUAGGGAGCCUGGUUUAAGGGAGAGUUCGGGCACUGACCGAGGGGGAGACCCUGAGUCAGUCGGCAGUUCUGACCCGGGAGCUAAGAGACCCAAUGGAAUGAGCCUGGACAGAAGUGACGAUUCAGCCAGGUCUUCAGACAGUCCAAAAGAAAUGAGCAUUGUAGCAACCUGUUCUUUCUAUGAUAAUAUCCUACACAUCUGGAAGUGGGAAAUGAGCCUGGCCACCCCGUCGGAGAUGGCCAGUACUAGAUCUCCACCUGAAAGAACGGUUGAAAGUUUGCAUUGACAGUCCUGAGGGAAAAGGGUAGGAAAAUUUCUGCACUGACAGUAACAUCUAAGCUUAUGCCCUAAUUUCUUUUGUUUUUUUCCAGUUCUUAUGGUUGAGUUUUUAAGUCUUUAGAAGUCAAUACUGAUGGAGUUAUUUCCUGAUGCUUUUAUUUUCAGCACUGAGGAAAAAAUCUGUUUUGAGAAGCACGGUUGAGCACAGACACAUUUAUUCAGUUUUCCCUUAAUGUACUAAUUCAAAGUAGGACAGCCUUCCUCUCAGAGGCUACCUGUUUGUACAUUAUGUUGGAAUCCCUUCAAGGCUGGUUUGCAUUUGUAUGGUUGAAGCCUGUUCUCCUCCUUCCAAAACAAACCAAACUUGUCUGUGCUCCUCCAUGUAGCCAAACACAGACGAUGUGAUCAGAGGUUUCCAUACAUUCCUCAAAAAAGUCCAUGAGUAGAGGCUUAGACGUGCAUGUAGCUUGUCGUGUGAUCCGUGAACUAGCAUGUUCUUUGAGAAGACACUCAAAGGCAGUCCAGAUACUGACAGUGCGUUGUGCUUGUGGUGAUACUUAGUAAAAAGAAAUUCCUUUUAUGGAAGGAAAUCCAAACUGACUAGUGUGACAGAGAGCAGCUCAGCAACAGGAAGCUUUGUUCCAAUUAGGGCCUUUCUUGUAAGGAUUCUGGUAUAUCUGCACACUCAAACUUUAUGUCAGGCUCAUCACCUGGAUGCAAUCUCACUUUAUCGCUCUCCAAGCUAAGCACGAGCUGGCUUAGCAGAACUUGUGUAGGGAGCCCUGCUUGUAUUUUAGUGCCACACUUAAUCAACUCCCUCCCCACCCCGUAGGCAUCAAACCAUUGUUGUUGUUUUUUUUUUCCUCCGUAUUAAGACGUACAUUUAGGUCCAAAGUCAAGAUCUUACAGGUUUUUUUCAAAGGUGAACAGCUUUAAAAACCUCCAAAAAGUAUAGGCAAUGUUUCCUGACAUUUUUUUAAGUUCUAAGUACAGAAACCAAAAUCUUAACAGCAUUGCCCUAACUACCUCCAGGAAUGGCUGCAGAAUUUCUCAUGGUUACUCCAUUAGCUUUCUUUUUUCACUGUGAAAUAUCAGCAAAACACCGUUUCUGGAAACACUUUUUCUGUUUUUAAUUUCCUUCUAGAAACAAAAAAAAGCUUAGAUUAGGUAGGUAAUUUCUAGCUUGCAUGGUUUCUCUUUGAGAGUCCUAAAGAAUUGGUUGCCUGGAGGGAAAGAAACACCAGCAACAACUUUCUGUAACAGUGCUGCAUCUAAAACGAGGUACAGUAGAUAAGAAUUUUACUGCUUUGAAACUCUUUUUUCAAAGGUGAAUGUGUAUUUUAAAAAACUCUCGAGCGCUGUUACAUUAAGAUUCAUAUUAGUAUUGUGAACAAGAGCUUUUGUUAAAAAACACCCUAUUUUUGGAUGUUUCUAAAAUAAAAUCAAUUCAAGUGAUU